AUGCGCAGUGAAGAGCAUUCCUGUGUGUGUGUGUGUGUGUGACGUGCCAGAGGUGCGACCGAAACAUGACGGCGCGCGGCAGCGUGGAGGAGAUGCGGAGCCGCGUGAUACUUGGGGAGUUCGGGGUCCGCAACGUUCACACCACGGACUUUCCCGGCAACUACCCCGGGUACGACGACGCGUGGGACCAGGCCAAGUUCGAGAAGAAUUUCCGAGUGGACGUGAUCCAUAUGGAUGAGAACACACUGGAGUUCGACAUGGUGGGGAUCGACGCAGCCAUCGCCAAUGCCUUCCGGCGUAUCCUGCUCGCUGAGGUGCCAACAAUGGCUGUAGAGAAGGUCUUUGUGUACAACAACACGUCCAUCGUGCAAGAUGAGAUCCUGGCCCAUCGCUUGGGCCUCAUCCCCAUCCGAGCUGACCCACGCCUCUUUGAAUAUAAGAACCAAGGUGAUGAGGAAGGCACAGAAAUUGACACGCUGCAGUUCCAGCUGAAAAUCAAGUGCAGCCGGAACCCUCACUCAGCCAAGGAGUCAUCUGACCCCAAUGAGCUCUACAUUAAUCACAAAGUGUACAGCAAACACAUCACGUGGGUGCCCCUGGGAAAUCAAGCAGAUCUGUUUCCAGAUGCAGAUUUGCGGCCUGUUCAUGACGACAUCCUUAUUGCCCAGUUGCGGCCUGGCCAGGAAAUUGAUGUGCUCAUGCACUGUGUCAAAGGCAUAGGUAAAGACCAUGCUAAGUUUUCUCCAGUGGCCACAGCUAGUUACCGGUUGCUGCCUGACAUCACUCUGCUGCAGCCCAUUGAGGGGGAGGCAGCAGAGACGCUGAAGAAGUGCUUCUCCCCGGGAGUUAUUGAGAUUCAGAACAUCAGAGGGAAGAAGGUGGCAAGAGUGGCCAAUGCUCGGAUGGACACGUUUAGCCGGGAGAUCUUUCGUCAUGACGAUCUGAAAAACCUUGUGCGCCUGGCACGAGUGCGAGAUCACUACAUCUUCUCAGUGGAGUCUACAGGUGUCCUGCCUCCAGAUGUGCUGGUGAGCGAAGCCAUAAAAGUGCUGAUAGGGAAAUGUCGACGGUUCCUGGAUGAGUUGGAUUCCAACCACAUGGACUGAGCAGUUCAGGACACCAUGUUUGAGAAGCAGAGACUGAUUCUAUUGACCUGGGAUCUGGGCAUGGAUUGUUUCCAGUCCACAAGCCUAUGUAAACAGGAAGGGUACCUUCUGUUACCAAGCAAUGGCACCAUCCAUCACCUAUUCCCCAUACUGUAUGUAAGCAAGCAGGUGGACACACUAGAAAUGAAGGUGUGCCUCCACUUCCAGUGGUGUACAUGCACUAGCAGGAGUCUAGGAAAUCUCAUGGUUCUCAUUUUCUAAGGGAUUUCAGCACCUGCAGAGGAUGGCUAGUAGGGGCUUGUACUGGCCACCAAACCUUACUGAAGGCCCUAGCUCUUCUAAAUCACUGGUCCCUAAUGCGAUGCCUGCCGGGGCAUUUAUUUGCACCUGCCUACUGACAGGAGCCCUGUCACCAAGGAGUGCGGCAACACCAAGAAGCAUCGCUGCUGAAAUGCCACUGCUUCUCGGCAUUUUGGCGGCUGGUUGUCCGGCACCUGCCAUACUGAGCAGUUGGGGACCACUGUUUUAAAUGAAGCCUUGCUCAGGAGAAGAGCCAGCUUCAGGCGAAGGCAGAUUAUGUGGAAGUGUUAAUAAAGUAGUGGCUGUUUUAAUUGUCAGACUUCGUUACAUACACUUAACAAAUCAAGCGCCCCACCAGGCUAGGUAGGAAAGUGGAAAGAGGCACCACUUAAUUCAUUAACAAUAAAAAUGAUAGUGCUGCAACCCUUGAGCUGGUGCUUUGAAAUGUGGGCUAAAAUGCCAUCUGCCUUUUUUUCCUCCCGGGUAAGCAAUUGCUGUAUUUGCUACAGUGGUAGUUUACUCACCAAAGGGAAGAGAGAUGCUAAGACCAUCUCUAUUAAGAUGCGGUCUGCUCUGUGGAAGCUGAAGCAGUACUGCUUACACAGGAGCAUGAGUGCUAGGUCAAGCUGCACAAAGCAUGAAGAAUAAAAACUAAAUUGGAUUUUCAAUAUUCUUAGCUCCAGGCCUAAUAUAAGCCUAGCUGCAGAAAGUUUGAGAAGAGGAUACUAGCCUGUUCUUAUGGAGUAGGCAUGUGAUCUGUACAACUGCAGAUUUCACAGCUAAUGAAACUUAUAGGAGGGAAAGCAUCAUAAUAAGGAUCAUGCUGACUGGGAUUGCUGCCUUGGGUCUGAGCCUGUUCACUAUACACAAGCAGCUUGCAACUAAGUAUUAAUCUUUAUUUAGGGGCUUCAGUAGGUGACCAAAAAUAAAGGAAUAUCAGUCUCCCACUAUGCUAAAAAUAAGGCUGCCCAAUUUUUCCCACCUAGGGAAAAAACUUUAGGUGAUUAAAAUGAGAUUUUGGAAGUUAACUUUAGAAACAGUAAUUUGCUAUCACAGUAGGAGCUUAAUACAGGACAUCUGAUGCCUGCUGGAGCCCUGUACUUCCAUUUUUAAAAAAGGCUCUAGCCUUCUUCCUUGUGGAGACAGACUCCAAACCGUAACCCAGUUGUUUAGCUAAAUAGCUGUGGAAAGAAGUUUUCUAUCAGUAGUGAAGUCAAUCAGCCAGCAGUUUGCAUACCAAAAGUGACCCUUUAGCUCUUCGAAGGGAACAAAGGUGGGAGAGAUGGCUCCUCUGUUCUCCAGUCCCAGAGAGUUAAAGUGAGGGAAAUCCUAGGCAAAGUAUAAAAGCUGGAAGACUGGGUCCAUAUACGUAAUUUAAGCAUUUUACCAAACCUUGAAAGUUAGAGAGCAUCUCACAAAACAAGACACUGACUCAAAUUAUCACCCCACCCUUCAUUCUGCCCCUCAGAGUAAAUGAACUGACAUUGAAACUGUAUAAUCCCAUAGCUGCGCUUGUUAAUAAAACUAGUACAAAAGC
This is a messenger RNA of Gopherus evgoodei (Goodes thornscrub tortoise), 2943 nucleotides long. It is a transcript of the gene POLR1C, whose product is annotated as RNA polymerase I and III subunit C. Gene Ontology annotation, molecular function: protein dimerization activity; DNA binding. Lineage: Eukaryota; Metazoa; Chordata; Testudines; Testudinidae. Gene Ontology annotation, biological process: DNA-templated transcription. The record is from RefSeq and is a predicted model, not a curated record. The transcript is spliced from 9 exons. Gene Ontology annotation, cellular component: RNA polymerase I complex; RNA polymerase III complex. The coding region runs from base 66 to 1106 and encodes 346 amino acids.